GACCUCCAAAGGUCAACGAUGCCCCUCCUCAGGGGAGGAAAUUAUUUAAAGGGGAGCAAACUCAAGGGCAGACUACUCCAGUUGGACGGCGGCUUAAGGAUAUCCUCCUGCAGUUAAUUCAUCUGCACCAUGCUGCUUCUUGUUGCUCUGUGUUCAGUGGUUCUUGUUCAAGGCUUUGAUACUCCUCAGUGCAUUGCCAAGAACUGCCGUUCUGGAACUUUUUGUCGCCACGUGGUUGAUGCGACAACUGGUGUACAGUCACCAAAAUGUCUGAAGGGAGGCUACUGUCCCCAACCCCAGCUAUGGGAGGCUAUUCGCGUCAAGCAGUGUCAGAGGCAGUGUGAGGAGGACACCGACUGUCCAGGGGGACAAAUCUGCUGCAAGGACUUUCUUGGCUGCGGAAGAAUGUGCCGCGACCCUCUUCCUGAAUACACCUGUGAUCACCUGAAAUGUAAGGACGAUGAGAUGUGCAUCAUGAAGGAAAAUCAGUGCUCCAGGCCAGUUUGCUUUCCGACGCCAACAUGCAUCAAGAGCACUUGCAGCCCCCCAUGUGGAACAGGUCUCAAGUGUGAGAUGGAUGUUGAUCCCACUUGCAAGAAGUCGUCCUGCCAACAGGUACCUCGGUGUCUGCCCAAAGAGCCAAUAUGCUCUCCGCCCUGUGCCGCCGGCCACUCGUGUGUGAUGAAGGAACCAGCGGGCUGUCCCUCCCCCUUCUGUCGCAAGGUGCCCCAGUGCCGAGCCCAGUGCCUUGCCUACCCUGGGGGCAUCAACCAGAGCAACUGCAUCGUGUCCGACUCUUGCUCCCCGACCCCGGGGGUUGGGCAGGCUCAAUGCGAGCGUGGUGAUGUGUGUUGUCAGACCAUCUGUGGUUUUCGGUGUCUUCCGCCACAGUCACUGUGAAGAUUUCCUCUUGAUACCCAGGCCAAGGUCUCCACGGUGUGAUCCGGAACACCCAGGCCUGCAUUUCUAUGUUAUACAUCAGCCAUACUAACCUCCACCUCAUGGACUGAAUCUUUAGGGAAUCUCAUAAUGUUCAGUCUAAAGUUUCUUUACCACUUAAUUUCAGUCUCGUUCUACCCGUACCCCGCCAAUGAUGUGAACUCAUAAAGGGACAUCAGUUCGUAGUGUGAUGGCACAGAUCACUCAUCAAUCAAAGUUUGCCAGUUUGAAGGGUGGUGUGAUUUUUCUUGCCUGAGGUCGUCCCUGCAGAGAACAAAAGGACAGUUUGGGUCUUCCAUGGGCAGCUCAGAAUAUUGUUAACUUGUCGUCUGCACAACGUGUUUCCAAUAAGAACUGCCAUUGGGAGACUAAAGAUGUCCUUAAGGUCUCUCUCAAUAAUGAUGUAGUGAACACUACAGACAUCAGAGGCGCACCACCAUCAUUCGCAUAUAUUCUUCUGAUGUUUAUAAUUGUAUCUUUAGAACAAAUGAAUAAAAAAAAGUCAGAAAACAUU
Molecule: messenger RNA, 1453 nt
Organism: Pomacea canaliculata
Lineage: Eukaryota; Metazoa; Mollusca; Gastropoda; Architaenioglossa; Ampullariidae
Product: keratin-associated protein 10-8-like
Exons: 11
Coding region: 130-900 (256 amino acids)
Cellular component (GO): extracellular region
Molecular function (GO): peptidase inhibitor activity
Source: RefSeq, a predicted model, not a curated record